Messenger RNA from Phyllotreta striolata, 1113 nucleotides. NCBI's taxonomy places the organism in Eukaryota, Metazoa, Arthropoda, Insecta, Coleoptera, Chrysomelidae. The record is from the annotation of a GenBank genome assembly.
AUGAAUUCGAGCAGGAAUUGCGAUUCCGAUUCCGGCGUGGAAUUCGAAGAGGACGGAUUCGGGGUGUUUACGGACAAACGCACGGGCGUGACGAGCCCCGUCAGGCGGUUUACGUGGAAGAAUCGGAAUAACGUUAACGUGCAAGUGGUUACGUACGGAGCGACGAUAACGUCGAUCAAACUACCGGGAGUCGAUGGGAAAAUCGACGAUAUCGUCAUGGGAUUCGAUAAUGUCGACGGUUACUUGAAUCCUUUGAAUCCUUACUUCGGCGCGACCGUCGGUCGAGUAGCCAAUAGAAUAGGUUUAGCUAGGUUUACAAUUGAAGGUCAUACAUAUCAAGUGACUGCUAAUAGCGGGCGACAUACUUUACACGGUGGUUUAAGAGGUUUCGAUAAGGUGAAUUGGAAUCACCACGUUGAAGGCACCAAAGUGGUGUUGAGUUACCUGUCGAUGGACGGCGAUGAAGGAUUUCCCGGCGAUGUUGUAGCUAAUGUUAGUUUCGAUUUGACUGACGAUAACGAAUUUUUGGUGGAUUUCAAAGCGACUUGCACCAAACCUACCUAUGUUAAUCUAACGAAUCAUUCGUAUUUUAACCUGGCUGGACACGGUAAAGGGGCUGAUGAGUUGUACAAGCACGUGGUGACCAUAAACUCUGAUAGAACCACCGAGGUGGACUGCGAUUCAAUUCCUACAGGAAAACUUCUACCGGUCGCUGGUACUGUUUUCGAUUUAAGAGUACCGAAAGUACUCGGAGACGUUAUACACAAAAUACCCGGUUAUGAUGGUUUCGAUCAUAAUUUCUGUAUAAACAAAGGUUCGAAGCAAGAAAAUACAUUUGCUGCGAAGGUAUUUCAUCCGCCUUCUGGUAGGGCCAUGGAGGUUUAUACCAAUCAACCAGGAGUUCAAUUUUACUGUUCAAAUUUUAUACCUGAGAAAAAUUCCGUGGACAAACUUAAUGGGAAAGAUGGCGUUCCGUAUUACAAACACGGAGCUUUGUGCUUGGAGACUCAAAAUUGGCCGGACGCUAUUAAUCAUAAAAAUUUCCCGCCGGCCGUGCUUAAUCCAGGUGAACAAUACCAUCAUACAGUCGUGUAUAAAUUUUUUGUGAAUUAA